AGAGAGAGAGAGAGAGAGAAAGCUGGCAGUCUGUUUGCCUUUCAUAACAUACGCUGUAGCUCUCACACGUAGGGCUAGUGAAACAGCGCAGACGAGGGGACUUCCUUUACCCUCGGCCCUACGAGCAAUUGUUGAAGGAAGUGGAGAAGAGUAAAGGCAGGGGGAACACUGUUCAUGGAAGAAAAUAUAAAUCACAGGAUUGCGUGUGUGACCCGAUAGCAGAGCUAAACCUGGACAAAGGACAGCCUGCCAGUGAGAUACUCAUAGUGCAGAGAGAGAGAGAGAGAGAGAGAGAGAGAGAGAGAGAGAGAGAGAGAGAGACAGAGAGAGAGUUGUUAAAGGCUCCCCUAUAAAGCAAGGUAAGCACCAAUAACAGUCAGUGAGAUGAUUCCACAUGAAGCUCAUGGAUCCAUUGAUGACAACAGGCCUGACAAUGGACGAGACUAAGUUAAAAAAAGGUAGCAAAGUUGUAGGACAAUAAAUAUAUUAAGAACGGAAUUCCACUUUGCACUUUGAAACAUACUGAUCAAGCUUUGCGGGUAAAAUACGGGAAAAGCUCCAAGACCAUGAAGUCUAACCAGGAGCGCAGUAAUGAGUGCCUUCCGCCCAAGAAGCGGGAGAUCUUAGCCCUGGAAGAGAAGCAGGUGCUCGUGUCAGCUGCUGCCAGUGAGAGCCAGAGUGGAAAGAAUUUGGCUUGGUUAGCCAGCGUUGCUACCAUGGCUAGCAUGGCCCAUAUCCCCAACAAUGCAGGUCUAUCACAGAGUAACAGCACCGAGCCUGACAGCCCCCCACAAUCAAAUAAGGCUCUUACUGUGGUGACGGAAUAUCCUCCAGCGACAACAUCUGGUGGCUUUUCAUUCUCUUCCAAUAGCUCAACAUACAGAGGAGUCUUCUCUGGGCCUACCGUGCUAACAGCAAAUUCUACUGUUCUCUCCACAAGCCUUCCUCAAACCAUAGGCUCUGUCCAGUAUACACAACUUCCUCCCAAUCUCCAGCUCAUAGGCCCCUAUACAAGUUAUAUCUCUUCUCAGAUCGUGCCAUCCACAAACAGUCCAACACAGCCAAGGAAGACAGCACAAGAGGUCUUGGCCACCUAUGCUGGCAUCUCCCAAGCUUCCAGCAUUGAUUCACAGAAUCAGCAUGUGAUUUCUUCUGUACCAAAUGUAUCCCACAGUCAAUGCAUCCAGGUAGAGAGGGCUCCUCUGGGUUUGACAGUUUGCUCAGCUACUGCUGCUCAGUUGCCCCUUCAAAUCCAUCCACACUCAGCUGUCCUUGCUCCUCAUGGCCUGGCUCUGACCCCCUCACCAAUGGUGCUACAUUACACUGAUGGCUUCAUUGCAAGACAGCUGGACUCCCAUACCAGAGAGUUGCAGAAUGGUGCAUUAGGAGAGGUUACAGUGGCCAAACACAGUACUACUAUGGCGAAAGGUGUCUCCAGCCAAACAGAGGGUGACCAGAACCACAAGCCAAUUCAGAGCCUUAGUCUCCAGACCCAAGCUCAGGUUCUGUUCCCUGCCGACUAUGCCACUCAUGACAGAGCAGGGUUGCAGACAUCACUGAUGUUGGUUUCCAGUAGCCACCUUGCAGCAAACAGUAACCCAGAGCUCCAAAACAUCUUGGGUAAGGACCACUCAUCUUUGAACCUUGCUGAGAGAGGAGGGAUCUGCCUAGGAAAGCCAAUGUCCAGAGUUUCCGCACGUACUUCCUCAGACAGCCAAGUGUCUCCAGCCUCCACACUUUCCCACACACUCCUGCAGGCUCCUCACAACACUCCCCAACAGGAGCUCUCCACCAGCCUUUACUCUGCCACACAGCUCCCAAUUAUUGGCUACAUCACCAGUGCCCCUAGUGGGCCCCAGCAAGCAAUGGCUGGUUACCAGAGCAACCUGCCACAGCACCUGGUGAUUUCAGGCAGCCCCUCGCUGCUCAUUCCAGUGAGUGCAACUAACAUCAAUCCAUCUACUGCUGAGCCAGAGGCCACCUGCUGUUCUGUCAUACCCAGUGCAGCCAAUCCAUCAGCAGCUCUGCCUCAAACCUUCAUCAAUACAAUCCCACUUGCAGCUACAGCUUCAGUGUUACAGAAUGGCAAAGAAAUAACAGGAUCUGAUGGAGUUCAUGCCCCCUGUGCCAUGCAAAGUCCAUCCCAAGUACAGCUGCCUGUUCUGUCAGCCAGUGUAGUGGGAUCUCCUGUCCCUCUAACUCCUCCAAAAUCCACAAGCCCUCACAGCUCACCAUCAUCACCAUCAGCAAGCCUACCACCGUUCUUCAUGAAGGGCUCCAUUAUCCAAUUGGCAGAUGGCGAGCUGAAGCGUGUGGAAGAUCUGCGGACAGAGGACUUUGUGCAGAGUGCAGAGGUGAGCGGAGAGCUGAAGCUUGACUCCAGCACUGUAGAGCGCAUAGAGUGCAGCCACUCACCCAAUGCUGUCAUUAUUCAGUUCUCAGUCGGAGAGAACAAAGCACAGGUAUGUGUAGAGGUACUGGUGGAAUACCCUUUCUUCGUGUUUGGUCAAGGUUGGUCAUCUUGCUGUCCUGACCGCACCACCCAGUUGCUAGCGCUCUCCUGUGCCAAGCUCUCUGUGGGUGAUGUUUGUAUCUCUCUCACACUUAAAAGCCUGAAAAAUAGCACUCAAAAGAAAGAUUACUUUUCAGACUCUGUUUUGAAACACAACAACCCUCAUUUGAAAGGAGUCAAAAGAAAUGGGCCUACUGAGGAAAGACCAGCCCAAAUGGAGGAUUUCAAAAGGGGGCGUAAAAUUACUACUGGAGAGGAGAACAGUGUUGCAGGAACACUGGUUGAGACUCUCAACCCUGGAAACAUUUUGAUCCUAUCGGAGAAUGGGAGCGUAAACCCUCAAAAAACAUACAUUUCUGGUGCUGAGAGAGCUGUUAGCCGCAAGAGAAGAUGGUCUGCUCCAGAGAGAGGGGAAACGGGGAGGUCACAGGAGGACCCUCAGAUUUUACCCAAAUUUUCCUUCCUCCCAUAUCAGCUGAAGGUCAGCAUUGAGGGCCACUCCAGUACAGGUUGCUGAGGGCCAUUUGAACUCCAUAGAGCAGUGAUGGGGGAGUGCUCUUGCAAAAGUAUACAUGUCUAACCAAGAAAUACAUUAAUUAGCCUUACUCAAUUUAUCCAGACUUUGAAAGAUUAAAUAAACUUGUGUUUUUUUGGUGUCCAAGAAAAUGCUUUUGCUUUUAUCACAGAGACUCUAAACAAAACAUUCCCCAUCACUGCCAUGGACCCAGUCUCAAAGAUGGAGAAGGAAGACGUUAUUUACUCUUUGAGGCUUUGUUGCUUUCCUUUGACAUUAAUAUCCAGGUUACUGUAAUGUUGGAUAAUUUUACACAAGAAUGUGUGUGAUCAUUUGAGUUGUUGUAUCAUAUGUAAUUAAUGUUUAACUAACUUUCUUUUUUUAAUCAGCUGGACAUGACAAUAUAUAUUUGUAUAUAGUUUUGCAAGUAUUUUCAGUUCAGUUUUUUUUUCUCAGCCUGUUAUGCAUUAAGUGUCUAAUUUAGUCUCCUGUUAUGCACUGAAUUCAUUCAUAAUCAGGGCCUUGAUUAGGGCUUUUACAAGGAUUGAUGGAAAAAGGUUAACAAUGAGAUAUGCAUCAGUAUGAGUGUGUGGUUGCACGAUUAUCAUGACAGAAUCCUCCUUCCACUUGUUACUGCCCCAGUAAGCCCUUUUUUAUUCAAUGUUGUCUGAGAGUGACAGGCUUUGAGUGACUUCUUUGAAUCAGAUCUAGGUCAAGUAUUGCAUCAAGAUACAACAUUGAAUGUUGAAUGAUUUAUCUUUAUGUUUUAAUUCAGUUGCCGAUAGUCUUCUAUAUAUGCAAUACUGAGCUUUCACAUACCUCAUAUGUGCAUUUAACAAAUAUCCCAAUCAAAUGGCCUGAUCGGAUCUAUGAUAUUAGCUUUGAGUGAGAAAGCAUUAGAGAAAUCUUAUGGUCAAAACUGUCUAUGUGUUGACAAGUCUCCAUUCAAGUCUAAAUAAAAAUAUAAGCACUUUAAAGAAAGGUUAAGGGAAGUCGAAUGAAUGGAUGGAAACAUUCCCACCUUUGUUUUGUUACCACAGCAGCAGACAGUGCUGUUAGUCAUUUUGUGCAUUACUAACCAUUUUAGGUAUAAGGCACUUUUCAUUUUCUAUUUUUCAAUAAUGAUGUCUUCUUUAAACCAUUUUAAGUAUUUUGGGCCUGCCUUAGUCCAGCUGCAAUAAUUAACUCUCUCUAAAAGACACAAUAAUCAACGUACAUCAGCAACUAAAUAUUGGUAGCAUCCCUGAUUCUUUUUAAAACAAGCCACCCUUCACUGGUUUGUCCUAUUCAGAUGUUUGUAGAAUUUUAUUUACAGAUAAUGAAGUUCAUAUAAAACUUCCCCACAUAUCAGAAUUUAAUUAGGUCUAGCUAAAAUCAGUGGGUCAAAGGAGGAUACUGGGCCAGUUGCUGGAGAGAUAUGGAAAUAGAGACCUGUUGUGCCUCUGAUGUGUCCUGAAACAUGGAGUGUAACCCAAGUUUGCUCAAGUCUUUUUCUGCAAUAGACCAUUGUCAGAGUAGGCCAUAUUAAACUGACACAAAUGAAAAAUAGGCUAUGAAGGAUGUUGUUGAUUUUUCUGCUAUUGAAAAUAAUUUGAUUAAUAUAUCUUUCAAAUAAAUAAAUAAACAAAUAAACAAAUAAAUCCCUUUUGGCAAAAAGCUGGAAAAACUCCAUUGUGAAAAUUAAACGUUACUGUACUGUACCCUCAAUCCCUUACAGCCUUAUUUUCACUUGUAUCAAAUGAAAUAUGGCAUCUAUCUUCCCUGACUAAUGUCUAUCAGCUCACUGUGGGUCACUUUAAAAAAAAAUAAAAAAUAUACAGGUGCAUCUCAAUAAAUUAGAAUGUCGUGGAAAAGUUA
Molecule: messenger RNA, 4883 nt
Organism: Myxocyprinus asiaticus (Chinese sucker)
Lineage: Eukaryota; Metazoa; Chordata; Actinopteri; Cypriniformes; Catostomidae
Gene: atxn1b
Product: ataxin 1b
Exons: 3
Coding region: 567-3029 (820 amino acids)
Biological process (GO): nervous system development; negative regulation of transcription by RNA polymerase II
Cellular component (GO): nucleus
Molecular function (GO): RNA binding; protein binding
Source: RefSeq, a predicted model, not a curated record